Molecule: messenger RNA, 2024 nt
Organism: Trichosurus vulpecula (common brushtail)
Lineage: Eukaryota; Metazoa; Chordata; Mammalia; Diprotodontia; Phalangeridae
Gene: EPM2A
Product: EPM2A glucan phosphatase, laforin
Exons: 4
Coding region: 15-1046 (343 amino acids)
Biological process (GO): protein dephosphorylation
Cellular component (GO): nucleus; cytoplasm
Molecular function (GO): protein tyrosine/serine/threonine phosphatase activity; carbohydrate phosphatase activity; protein tyrosine phosphatase activity
Source: RefSeq, a predicted model, not a curated record
GGGGGCCCGCGGCGAUGCUGUUCCGCUUCGGGGUGGUGGUGCCUCCCGGCGUGGCCCAGGGCCGUCCGCAGUUGCUGCUGGUGGGCUCCCGGCCCGAGCUGGGGCGCUGGGAGCCUCAGAAGGCCGUGGCCAUGAAGCGGGCGGGCGGCGGGGCUGGGCCCGACGGGGCGCGCGGGCUGCAGGAGCCGGGCCUGUGGCUCGCGGAGGUGGAGCUGGCCGGGGAGCCGCCGCCGGAAGCCGGGGAGCAGCAGCAGCAGCGGCGGCAGCCCGAGGGGGCGGGGCCCGGCGUCCCUGAGACUUUCUGGUACAAGUUCCUAAAGCGGGAGCCGGGAGGAGAGUUCUCCUGGGAAGGUAAUGGACCCCACCAUGACCGCUGCAGUGCUUAUAAUGAAAACAACUUGGUAGAUGGUGUGUAUUGUCUCCCCAUUGGACACUGGAUUGAGGCCACGGGGCACACAAAUGAGAUGAAGCAUACAACUGAUUUCUAUUUUAACAUUGCAGGCCACCAAGCUAUGCAUUAUUCAAGAAUUCUCCCAAAUAUCUGGUUAGGAAGCUGCCCUCGACAGUUGGAGCAUGUAACUAUCAAACUGAAGCAUGAAUUAGGGGUGACAGCUGUAAUGAACUUUCAGACUGAAUGGGAUAUUAUACAGAAUUCAUCAGGUUGUAACCGGUACCCAGAGCCCAUGACCCCAGAGACCAUGAUCAAGCUCUAUAAAGAAGAAGGAAUGGUCUAUGUGUGGAUGCCUACACCAGACAUGAGUACUGAAGGCAGAGUGCAGAUGUUGCCUCAGGCGGUCUGUCUCCUCCACGGCCUGCUUGAGAACGGACACACUGUCUACGUACACUGCAAUGCUGGCGUUGGCAGAUCUACAGCUGCUGUGUGUGGCUGGCUCAAGUAUGUGAUGGGCUGGAAUCUGAGGAAGGUGCAGUACUUCCUCAUGUCCAAAAGGCCCGCUGUGUAUAUUGAUGAAGAGGCAUUGGCACGCGCAGAGGAAGAUUUUUAUCAGAAAUUUGGGAAGGUUCGUUCUUCCUUAUGUAACCUCUAGUGGCUAAAAUCUCUAGCCUUUCCCUAAAGCUCCUGUCAGAGAAAUGGGAUGACAUUAUAAGGUCAUUCAAAGACAGACUCUUAUUAAACAGGAGUGUGGUGUGAUUUAUUAUUACUAUUUAUUAUUAUUAGUCUGGCAUGGACAUUUAGUCUCAGUUUUGACUGGGAGAUAUAUUUUCUCUGGAGCACCAUCUAAAGAAAUUUAUGAAUUGCACAAGAAAGGGAAGAAAGUCUUUGGACUCUGCCUUCUCAGUCUUAUGUGGUACAACAAGGUUAACAAAUACCAUUGACAGCACUUGGAAUCAGACUGCUCCUUUUGGUUGUCUUUACAUCUCAGGUUGUUUUAUAAAAAAUUCGUGACUAUAGGCACCCUUUCUUGUUGCAUUGUAUGUAACCAUUUGUUACCUGAAAGGGGGAGAAAAGCUAUAAUUAUACAGAUUUCAUCUCUUGGAACAAAAAUAACAAAGAGGGUCCUACUGCUUUGUAAUUGGAAGCUGUCUGGCCUGCCACCAAGCAAGACACCAAGGCCGGAAGAUAGAGGUGCCAUAAAUCCUUGCUGAAUGCAAUGGAAAGGAUUUUCUUGUUCUGUAGGGAGAUUUACCACAAUUCUUGUAGCAGAGAUUCUUAAUCUUUUUUGUCCUGAACUCCUUGGGAAGCCUAGUGAAAACUAUGGACCUCUUCUCUUAAAAAUGUUUUUAAAUGCACAAUAUAUGAUACAAAGGAUUAUAAAGGAAACCAAUUAUAUUGAAAUAAACUUGUUAAAAUAUUAUGAAAAAAGUUCACAGACCCCCAGGUUAAGAACCCCUGCUCUGACACAUCAGUGAAAAAUCUAGGAAAAUUACCAUUUUAUGUGAUUCCACCAUGGGAACUGGCUCUUGACUGGUAGCAGAGAUUUUUUCAUCUUUUGUCUUUGUAUUCCCUAGAACCUUCUAGAAUGCUUGGAACAUAGUAGGCACUUAAUAAAUGCUUAUUGAUUGAU